This is a messenger RNA of Suillus subaureus, 174 nucleotides long. RefSeq lists its product as uncharacterized. Lineage: Eukaryota; Fungi; Basidiomycota; Agaricomycetes; Boletales; Suillaceae. The coding region runs from base 1 to 174 and encodes 57 amino acids. The transcript has 2 exons. The record is from RefSeq and is a predicted model, not a curated record.
AUGAGACGAGUCUACUACGUCCAAUUUCAUGAUUACGAUGCUGGAAUACCUAUCAAUGAUGAUCAAUGCCUCGCUGAAGCAUCAUUGAUGAACACUCCUUCAGUCAUUGACUUUUCCAAUGCGACCAAGGACGACUUGAAAGCUAAAGGUGGGGAGGUUACAUCAUUUUCCUGA